UAUGUGUCGUAUAGAAACAAAAUCCGCCAGAUCCAGUUUUGGGGAAAAAUAAGCUUUUGUAGUCUAUGGAUUCAGUAUCUUGAGCUCUAUGGUCCAAUAAUAUAUAUAAUCUUUCAAACCCAGUUAAAUCCUAGUUAAUUCACGUACUUUUUUUGCGUUUCAUUUCAAAACACGCCAGAUCUUUGACAAGACAACAUCAAAAGCCGCUAGAUCCACCUCAGCCAAUCAGAGAAAAGCAUUUUGACAGAAAACCGUCAUGGCGUUACUAAAUAUAGUAAUGGCCGCUCAUGCAUUUGCUUGUGAUUUCGUGCCGGCUAUAUCGUGAAUUUUCAUCAAAAAAAUGUCCGAUUUACUAAAAAAAAUAGAAUCAGUUCUUCCGGAACAUGCAAGGAAGCGAGGGGUCAACAAAAGUAACUGGAAAAGUGAGAAAAAACGAUGUGAGCGAUAUUCUGCGAAAAAACUGCCAUCUUUCCCAAAAUGUAAGCACAAAACGAAUUCUACUUUUAAAUGCCUUACACUAAAAACGCAAGAUGUUGCUCGGUUUCACCAGAAUUUCUACAAAUUGAACAACAAAGUCAGCCAAGACAACUUUAUACUAAAACAUUGCCGUCUCUCCAAAUGCCACAGAAAAAGGCUCAAAGAUCAGUCUAGAGGACCAAAGAAUUUAAGUGCAGAAUACUAUGUCACAAUUAAAAAUCCUCACAAACAGGUCAGGGUAUGCAAAAGUGCUUUUAUUAAAAUAUUACAAGUGGGGAAAGAUAGAGUUACAGGCAUUCUACAGAGAUCUUAUAAAGAUGGAGGCAGUGUUGCUAAAGAGAAUCGAGGUGGAAACCACAAAAAAGAUCGAUAUGCGCAGAGGCAAAGAAGUGUAAUGACAUUUAUUGAGUCCAUAGAAGCAGCUGAACCUCAUUACUGCAGGGCCAAAUCGUCUGUAAGACUGUACUUGCCACCUGAAUUAAAUAUUAAAAAGCUGUGGAAAAUGUAUGAAGAGCAAGUUGCAAGUACCCCCUAUCUAAAGGUAAAACAGUCAUUUUUCAGACAAAUCUUUAACCGCAAGUACAAUGUUGGUUUUGGUUCUCCCUUGAAAGAUACUUGCUCCAGAUGUUUUGAAUUAAAACGGAAAAUAGAAACUACUAACGGCCAAGAGAAACAGAUUUACAUAACCCAAAAAAGGUUACAUAGCAUGAAAGCCAAAGCCUUUUAUGACUUGUUAAGAAAGGAAGAACAUGAUACCAUAUCACUGUCAUUCGAUUGCCAAAAAAACAGCGCGCUGCCUAAACUGCCCGACCAAGCGGCUUACUUUAGUAGGCAGUUCAAUAUGAGCAAUUUUACAGUUGUUAUUGGUAGUUCUAAAUCUGCUUUAGAUAACGUACGAACUUAUUACUGGUGUGAGAAUGAGCAUGCAAAAUCUUCAUCUGAAAUCGCAAGUGCAGUAUUCGACACAUUGAUCAGCUUGGAUAUCCCAAGCGAUAAAACAAGAGUAAGACUGUUUGCUGACGGUUGCGGCGGUCAGAAUAAGAAUACAAUUUUAGUGGGCAUGUGCAUGAAAUGGUUGUAUUCAAACGCACCACCACACGUAAAAAAACUUGAAAUUAUAUUCCCCAUGGUUGGACAUUCGUUCUUACCGCCCGACAGGGUAUUCGCGAAAAUUGAAAAGGAAGUAAAGAAGAUGUCAGUCAUAUGCGACCCACAAAUGUAUGUAAAUUUAUUUACAAAACACGCAACUAUUGUGAAACAUUUGGGUGUGGAUGUUGAAGUGUAUGACUGGAAGAACGAAGUGACUAAUGUAUGUAAACCUCCUGGCAGCUGGCAUUUCAAAUUUAAUUCUUGCAAACGAUUUAUACUGCACAAAGGACGCCAGAAUGUAAGCGUACAAGGAGAGGAAAACUACAGAAGCGAAUGUACUCAGCCAAAAUAUGUGACUAAGAAAGGAAGACGUUGCGCGGAAUUGGAACCUGUAAUAAGACGAAAGGGGAAUAAAAUUAAUAUAAAAAAAAUUGCUGAUGUCUCGAACCUGUUAUCGAAGCACUUUGGCGAAGACUGGAGAACUAUUGAGAGUUUAGCUUACUAUAGGGACAUUGAACUUAAUAAUGACAAUUCCGAAGAACGUGAAGAUCUAGUAUGCGUACCGCUUGAAGAAAGUGACAAUUGUAUUUGAUACAAUAUUUGCGAUAUUAAUUAAAGUUCAGAUUUAUAAUU
This is a messenger RNA of Pieris napi, 2199 nucleotides long. RefSeq lists its product as uncharacterized. Lineage: Eukaryota; Metazoa; Arthropoda; Insecta; Lepidoptera; Pieridae. The transcript has 2 exons. Bases 341 to 2158 code for a protein of 605 amino acids. The record is from RefSeq and is a predicted model, not a curated record.